AGUGGCCACGCUCAUCCAGUCACCCCAUCAUCGACUCUGCCGUCCUCGCCGACUUCGCUUUCCCAAACCCCGCAGGCCCCCGCAUCGAUCCACAAAAGCAUCUUCCGCCGCCGCCCGCCUCCCCCCGUCCGCUCCGCACUCCGAUCUCCUCCCAACUCCGACCCGGCGGCCAUGGAUCCGGCGCCGCAGACGCACCCGAUCCUCUCCUACGUGCUCUCCCGCAUCCCCACCCUCGCCAAGCCCAACAAGGCCCCCACUACCUCCGAGUUCGACAUCGAGCAGCCGCCGCCCGUGCACACCCCGUCCCCGCGGACGGCGCCGUCGUCCCCGUCCGCGGGGGAGUUCGAGCUCGUCGAGCGCAUGCCGGGGCUGCGCCACCCGUCCGUGCUCCGCGCCAUGACGCGCGCCGUCGCCGACGUCUCCGCCGCGCGCGCCGCGCUCCAGGUGCUCGGCCCGCGCCCCGACCACGAGCUCGUCGACUCCUCCCGCGCCAUCGUCGCCGCCGCCGAGGCCGGGGACGCGCGGAUCCCCGAAGGGGACGCCGAGGCCUGCCGCGCGGUGGUGCGCCUGGAGCAGACCCACGACGCCUACGAGGCACUGCUGCACGAGGCCGAGGCCAGGCUCGAGAAGGUGUACCGCUCCGCGAUGGAGGGGACUGACCUGGAUGACGACGACGAGGCGGCAGCGGAGAGCGGGAAGGGUAAAGCGCCGGCCGCGGGGCCGGAGGGCGGGGACGCGGCGGUGCAGGAGGAGGUGGUGGCCGUGCUCAAGCAGGCUGAGGACGGCAAGCCGGUGGAGAGCGUGCGCCUCGUGGAUCGGCAGCUUCGCCAACUGCCCGAGGCGUUCGGGAGGAUCCUGGGGCUCCGUGUGCUCGACGUCUCGCGCAACCAGCUCGAGGUUAUUCCAGAUGCUAUAGGAGGACUUGAUCAUCUUGAAGAGCUUCGGCUGGCUGCCAAUUCUUUGGUUUCUCUUCCUGAUACCAUUGGACUGCUAUCCAAACUGAAGAUUUUGAAUGUGUCAAGUAAUAGGCUCAGGGCACUGCCAGAUAGCAUCUCCAAGUGCAGGUCCCUAGUUGAGCUUGAUGUGAGCUACAAUGGCCUCACUUAUCUGCCGACAAACAUUGGUUAUGAGCUGGUAAAUCUGCGAAAACUCUGGAUCCACAUGAACAAAUUGCGUUCUCUUCCAUCAUCUGUCUGUGAGAUGACAUCACUCUACCUCCUGGAUGCCCAUUUUAAUGAAUUAUGUGGUCUUCCAUCUGCCUUCGGGAAGCUUAGCAGUCUUGAAAUACUCAACCUUAGCAGCAACUUUAGUGACCUGAAAGAGCUUCCCUCUUCGUUUGGCGACUUACUGAAUUUACGUGAGCUUGACCUGAGCAAUAACCAGAUUCAUGCUCUCCCUGACACUUUUGGUCGGCUGGAUAAACUGGAGAAGCUCAACCUAGAGCAGAACCCCCUGGCCAUGCCACCAGAGGCCAUUGUGAACAACGGCGUGGAUGCAGUUAAAGAGUACAUGUCAAAGAGGUGGCUGGACAUCUUGCUCGAGGAAGAACAGAGGCGCAUUGCAGCAGAGACCCCACAAGCGUCAUCGACUCCUAAGGCUUGGUUGGAUCGCAGUGUCUCUUGGGUCACGGGUGUUUCUGGGAGUUUGGUUGGUUACCUUGGUGGGAACAAGUCAGACAAAGAUGCAUACCUGGACCAGCAGUUUUGAUUUCUGAUGCUUGCUUCGCCUAGUGUGUAUGCUCCUAAUGUACAUACAACUAAUGUUUUACCAAGUCUUUGUUACUAGGGAAUCGAUGUGUUCCGGGUGAAUCUGUCAUACGGUUUUGCUCCGUUUCUACUCCAUUGAAUAAUAGUAUAAAAAGUUUUAUAAGACUUGAGAGUAUACUCAAGAUAACAUUAUGAAGAGAUAAACAUGUAUUCAGGUAUUUGGGUUUCAUCCUUCGUUGUGAAUUUGUGUUCCAUGUA
Sorghum bicolor (sorghum) is the source of this 1964-nucleotide messenger RNA. RefSeq names its product plant intracellular Ras-group-related LRR protein 3. The record is from RefSeq and is a predicted model, not a curated record. Bases 172 to 1707 code for a protein of 511 amino acids. Gene Ontology annotation, molecular function: protein binding. Lineage: Eukaryota; Viridiplantae; Streptophyta; Magnoliopsida; Poales; Poaceae. The transcript has 3 exons.